This is a messenger RNA of Oncorhynchus masou masou (cherry salmon), 7837 nucleotides long. RefSeq names its product nuclear receptor coactivator 6-like. Bases 275 to 7528 code for a protein of 2417 amino acids. The record is from RefSeq and is a predicted model, not a curated record. Gene Ontology annotation, biological process: positive regulation of transcription by RNA polymerase II. Lineage: Eukaryota; Metazoa; Chordata; Actinopteri; Salmoniformes; Salmonidae. The transcript has 19 exons. Gene Ontology annotation, cellular component: transcription regulator complex; nucleus; histone methyltransferase complex.
GUCGUACGCUACGUUUUAAACGAAUAAUAUAUUCACAAAGAAUUACGACGUAAAUAUGCGAGUAUCUCUUUUUGAGAAUACAGAGAAAACCGAAAGAAAAAAUCUCGUCGGAUUCGGAUUGGAAAGCCUCUCCUGUUUCGGUGUUGGUUACCACUGUUCCCCGGUUCAUGUUUUGUUAGCUAUCAGAUAUUACAUCAUUGGACUUUCUCCCUAAUGGAUUUAUCUACAUAAACGAUUCCAGUCUUCCCCACGCCAGUCCUACUGAGAGGGGAAGAUGGCACAUCAACAUCUCCCAUUGGAGCUUCCCCAGUGGACAACAGUCCCAGAUGGGGACACUGAAUCAGAUUCUGACCGGGACUCAGGAGUCGGAGAAGAUGCCGGCAGUCACCGUGGCAAUGACAUCUCGCACCGGCAGGAUGGAGUUGGAGAGCGAGGCGGAGAGGGGGAUUUCACAAUCUUUGUUGCCUUUCGAGGAAAUAUGGAUGACGAAGACUUACAAGAGAAACUUGACAACAUCCUUAACGGGAUGCCUAGUAUGCUUGAACUAGAUUCUGAUAGACUCCAGCCCCAGCAUGUGGAGCCAUGGAACAGUGUGCGCGUCACCUUUAACAUUCCCCGGGAAGCAGCGGAGCGCCUCAGGCUGCUGGCCCAGAACAACCAGCAGCAGCUCCGAGACCUGGGCAUCCUCUCUGUACAGAUAGAAGGUGAAGGAGCCAUCAAUGUGGCCAUGGGGCAGAACAGAGGUCAGGAGGUCAGGGUGAACGGACCAAUCGGCGCCCCCGGACAGCUAAGGAUGGAUGUGGGAUUCCCAGGACAACCAGGCCCAGGAGGCAUGAGAAUGAGCAACCCGUCGAUGGUCCCCUCUGGCCCCGGUAUGUCUGGCCAGGCCAUGGUCCCCAGCAGCAGUGGACAGAUGCACCCCAGACCCCCUUCGCAGACUGAUGCAAUGGACCCCAUGAUGUCCUUACAACAGCAGCAGCUUCAGCAUCCCCAGGCUGGCCCCCACAACCAAGGCCCCAUGCCCCCCCAGGCUGGCCCCCACAGCCAAGGCCCCAUGCCCCCCCAGGCUGCUCACCACAUUCAGGUCAUGCAGGCAGGGCGGCAGCUCAACCCAGCCGCCCUCCAGCAGCUGCAGCAGGCUCAGCAACAGGCUCAGCAACAGGCUCAGCAACAGGCCCAGCUCUCCCAGCUUGGUGGCCCCCGUCCCCCUUUCAAUCCCUCUGGCCAGAUGCCCGUACCCUCCGGCUGGAACCAGCUCCCCUCAGGGGUCCUCCAGCCUCCUCCAGCCCAGGGAGGACCCAUGGGCCCAGCAGCCUGGAGGAAGGCGCCUCCCCAAGUCCAGAUGGGCCAACGUCCCCCUUCCCUGGCUACGGUGCAGACCCCCAGCCACCCUCCACCCCCGUACCCGUUUGGUAGCCAGCAGGCUGGCCAGGUGUUUAAUGCUAUGGGGCAGCUACAGCAACAGCAGCAGUCAGGGGCUGGUCAAUUUGCAGCGCCCCAACAUAAAGGUCCCCAAGGUGUGCUUGGAGGGGUGGCAGGACUCCCUAGACCUCAUCUGCCUCCAUCAGCAGGGCCUCAGGGUAACCUCACAGCCAAGUCCCCUGGGUCUUCAUCUUCCCCCUUCCAGCAGGGUUCUCCAGGGACUCCUCCCAUGAUGGGUCAGGCCCAGCUAGGCCCGCGCUCUAUGACCCCACAGGGUUUCCCUCAAGGGGUGGGCUCACCGGGCAGGGUGGUGAUGGGACAGCAGGGUAACAUGCAGCAAGGGUUCAUAGGAAUGCCCCAACAUGGGCAACCUGGACCUCAGGUUCAUCAAGGAGGAAUGGGAGGCAUGCCCAAACGUCUGCCCAUGGGGUUCCCUAGCGUCUCAGGGAACCAGAACUUUGCCCAGGGUCAGGUGACUAGUGCCCCAGGAACCCCAGGGGGAGGAGCCAAUCCCCAGCCCCAGAGCAGCCAGACUAUGGCCCACACAGGAGCCCAGUCGUCAGCCUCCACCCCCAACACCAUGCAGGGUCCAUCCCACUCCCAGCCCAACGUCAUGGGUCUCCACAGUGGCAUGGCUGGCCAGCCCCAAGGCACAAACUCUGGGCCCAGUAUGAGCCAGCCCCAGCCAGGCCUCCAGUCCCAGAUGAUGGACCUCCAGGGCCAGCCCGUGUCCUCGUCCCCCAGCCAGAUGGUCCAAGGUGGGGGUCAGGGGCAGACAGUCCUCUCCAGACCCCUCAACCCAGGGCAGAGAGGAGGCAUGACCCCACCCAAACAGCUGAUGCCACAGCAGGGCCAGAGCCAGAUGCUUGGAGGGCCGGGGCACCAGGCGAUGCUCCUACAACAACAACAGCAAAACUCCAUGAUGGAACAGAUGCAACAAAUGCAAGGAAACAAGCAGGCGUUUGGGUUGAAAGGUCAAGCCGGGGUCAUGCCAGGUCAGAUGAUGCGGGGUCCAUCUCCUAACGUGCCCGGUAACAUGGCUCAGUUCCAGCAGCCUCAGGUGGGCCAACAGCAGCAACAAAUGACUCCACAGCAGCAGCAUCAACAGCAGCAGCAAAUGGCUCAGCUCCAACAGUUACAACAACUGCAGCUACAACAGCUACAACAACAGCAGCAGCAGCAACAACAACAGAUGACCCAGCAGCCCCAACAGGUCCCCAUUGGAGGCAACCCCAACCAGGCCAUGGGUAUGCAGGGUCAACAGAUGAGACUCCCCAGUGGUCAUCCUCUGGUCCAACAGCAGCUACAGCAGCAGCAGCUCCAACAAAAACAAGCCAUGCUGCAACAGCAGCAGCAACAGGCGGCGCAGCAACACCCACACGCUCUCGGGGACCCCAGCGGUGCUACAGGCGACAUGGGCGGUGUCCAACAGAUGCUCCCAGACAUGCAGGUUCAGCAACAAGGCAUGAUGGGAAUUGGAGUCCCUCAGCACAUGCAGGUGGGCAAUGGCCACUUCCCUGGUCAUGGGAUGAACUUCAACCCCCAGUUUGGGGGUCAGAUGCCCAUGGGAGGGCCGUGUGCUCAGGCAGGGGGGUUUCCAGUGAACAAGGAUGUGACGCUAACCAGUCCUCUCCUGGUCAACCUGCUUCAGAGUGACAUCUCUGCCAGUCAAUUUGGGCCUGGGGGGAAGCAGGCGGCUGGAGGACCUGGCCAGGCCAAACCCAAGAAGAAGAAACCCCCACGCAAGAAGAAGCCCAAAGUAGGGGAGGGACAGCAGCCGGUCGAGGGGCUAGGGGGCCUGGAUGUGGGGGCUGGCCUGGAGGACCCAGAGCUGCCAGGGCUGAGUGGGGAACAGGGAGUGGGCAUGGACCCUUCCGGACCCAAACUCUCAGACUUCACCAACAGGCCUGCAGGUUUCCCAGGUCAGCCUGGAGACCAGAGAGUCCUACAGCAGGUGCCCAUGCAGUUCAUGCAGCAGCAGCAGCAACAGCAGCAACAGCAACAACAACAGCAGCAGCAACAACAACAACAGCAGCAGCAGCAACAACAACAACAGCAACAACAGCAGCAGCAGCAGCAGCAACAACAACAACAGCAACAGCAUCAAAUGCAGCAUAUGCAACAACAGCAAAUGCAACAGCUGCAACAACAGCAAAUGCAACAACUACAACAGCAGCAGAUGCAGGGACUGCAGGCUCCUCCUGGACAGCAGCAGGGGGUGGCUGGAGCUCAGGGUCCGACUCAAGUCCAGCCACAGAUGCACCCUCAUCAGCUACAACAGCAGCAGCAACAACAACAGCAGCAGAUGCUGAUGAUCAUGAAGAUGCAGCAGGAGCAGGCUAAGAGCCGGAUGCCCCUCCCUCCAGGCGGGCAGCACCCCCCCAGGGGCAUGUUGAAUCCCGGGGAGGCCCAGAGAACACCCGGUUCCCAACAGGGCAACAUGCCUGUCAUGAUCAACCUCCAGGGGCAUGGAGGAGUGCCUCCCUCUCCAGACAAACCCAGAGGGAUGCCCCUCAUGGUCAAUCCACAGAUGGCUGGGGCAGCCAGAAGGAUGUCUCACCCCGAGGCAGGGCAGGGUACUGGGGCUGAUGAGGCCCCUGGAGCGGCCAACUCCCUGCAAGACAGACCCGGGGGCCAGGAGAUGGGGAUGCCGCCUGGUAACGGGGCCCAACAGAUGGUGGUGAACCAGGGCCCCAAUGCCCACAUGAUGAAGCAAGGCCCAGGCCCCUCGUCCCAGCACCCUGGAGCCAGCCCCCAGCAGCAGAUGCCCCCUCAGCCCCAGCAGGGUGGCCCCAUGCCAGGCCUCCACUUCCCUAAUGUCCCCACAACUUCCCAGAGCUCCAGGCCCAAAACACCCAACCGAGCCAGUCCCAGGCCCUACCACCAUCCUCUCACCCCAACCAAUCGUCCUCCCAGCACUGAGCCCUCUGAGAUCAACCUCUCCCCUGAGAGGCUGAAUGCCUCCAUCGCAGGCCUGUUCCCACCCAAGAUCAACAUCCCUCUGCCCCCCAGGCAGCCCAACCUUAGCCGGGGCUUUGACCAGCAGGGUGGGCUCAACCCCACCACUCUCAAAGCCAUAGGGCAGGCCCCUCCCAGCCUAACUAUGCCCAGCAACAACGGAGGUGGUGUAGGUAACUCUAACAACGGUCAGCAGUCUUUCCCUACAGGCAGUGGAACUGCCAACUCGGGCCAGGGCAAACCGGACAAGCAGCCUGGUGGAGGUCAGUCUAAAAGGACCAAUCCCAGUAACGGCCGCAGAUCCAGCCCUGCCUCCAGCCGCAAAGUCACUAACCCCAGCUCAGGGAGGCAGAAGUGGACCAAAAUCACCCUUGCAUCCCCUUCUCACCAGCAACAGAUGGUCAACCCCCAGGCAGGGCAUACCAUGAUGCUGAGCCCCACCCCAGUGCCUCCGAGCCCAGUCACUCUCCCACCAGUGGCGGGGGUGGGCCUAGAGCCCCAGCAGAUCCAGACCCCCUUCCAGGUGAUGCAGGGUAACCCAGCUGAGAUGCCCAGGGAAGGGCAGGGAAUGGCAGGUGUAGAGCACCGGCAGAUGCCCCAGCCUCUGAGGGAGCUCUCCGCCCCACGGAUGGCUAGCCCCCGUGUAGCCACUCCUCAGGAGGCUAAAGCUGGGCUGGAGCAGACAGUGGUGAUAGUGGAGCGGCAGCCUGUACAGAGCACUCCUCAGCAGGUGUCUGGAUCUGAGGCCUCUCCUUCUCUCAGGGAUGCGCCUUCCUCCCUCAACCAGCUGCUGGAUAACGCAGCCACCCCCAGCGUGCCUCCCAGGCCCACUCUGAGUGCUCCAACUGGGGAUGCUGCGUGCAAGGAGAGCUCUAAAGCCUCCACAGUUUCAGAGAACCCAUCCAGUGUUUUUCAGAGCUCGAAUGUGGGGGCUACCACUGUUGCUACUACUGCUGCUGUGAACGAGCCAGAAGCGAAACCCAAGCCUCGCUCAACCCCCAGCCCAAAACUCCCAAAUCCAGUCGGUAGUCCUAACCUGCAGCGCAAUGCAAAUACCAAUCUGAAUGCUAAUCCCGGCCCUAGCCCCAAUCUUAACCCAACUGACAGCCCCAACCUAAACUCUAACUCUAGCCCCAGCGUCAAGUCUAGCACCCCCAGCCCUAACUUAAACCCUACCAUUACCCACGGCCCUACUCUAAACCCUACUCCUAGUCUUAGUGUCAGUGUGGGCGCCAGCGUCAGUCACAGUAGUCCCAUCCCCAGCAUCACCUCCAGCCCCAAACUUAACCCAAACCCUGCCGUUGGCCCCAAACCAACCCCCAGCCCUAAACCAUCGACCAAUGUCCCCACUGUCCUGCAGAUCCCUGCAUCAUCCGCCACCAUCUCCCCCAACCAGAUCAGUUACACCCCUGCUCCCACCCCCCAGGCCUCCCCAGCCAUCAUCUCAGCUAUGGUGGCAAUGCCCAAAAAGAACAUCAGACCCCAGCAGUCCAGCCAGCAGACCCGAGGUCCCCACACCCAGUUUAUCACCACUCCUGUGUUUAACACCGGUACCCCCAUCUUCCAGGUCCCUACAGUGUCUGUGGCCCCCAACGCCACGGUAGUGUCCCAGCCAGUCACCAUGGUAAAGCCCAUACAGGUGUCCACCACUAACAUCCAGCUCACUGCUGCUCCAACCCAGGCCCAAGCCCCGGCCUCGACUCAGGCUGCUGUGGUCAGUGUGGCUAGCUACCAGCCUGCCCGAACGCUAGUUGGGCAGGUCCAGAUGGCCACUAGACGUGCUUCCCCUGUCCCUGUUAGUACUCUGCCUCGUCCUCCGCAGCAAAGCCCUGGCACUCCCAAGUCAGAAACCCCGGGUGAGGCGCCCUCUGGCCAGAAAUUGAGCCCACCUGUUGGGCAGCCAUCCCCCCAUCCCAGCCUCUCUCCCACAGCCUUGGCGUUUGCCUCGUCUUCCGUCCAACAGCCCCUUGCGUCCCCUCCUCCAUGCUCCAGUCCUGGUGCCCCAGCCAGCACCCGGAAGAGCCCUAUGUCCCCCCCCUUGCCUGCCCAGGGAAAGCCUACCCAGACUCCUGGCUCUGCGCCACCAGUGGGUAAUCGACCAGACUACCAGCAGGUUGCUGAAGCACGGGCUGCCCAACCUUUAGAGGUGACUUCCCAGCCCCAGAGGGGGCCGAACUGGGCUGUGCCCCCUCACGCCUUCCCUCCACCCCCUGCAUCUGUCAUCCAGACUCGGACCACAGUGUCUGGAGCACAGACCAGGACCACAGUGUCUGGAGCACAGACCAGGACCACAGUGUCUGGAGCACAGACCAGGACCACAGUGUCUGGAGCACAGACCAGGACCACAGUGUCUGGAGCACAGACCAGGACCACAGUGUCUGGAGCACAGACCAGGACCACAGUGUCUGGAGCACAGACCAGGACCACAGCUGCUGCUGUUCCUCUGAAAGUUACCACUCCUCCUCCAGUAUCAGCGCCAACUCCUGUCCUUGCGCAACCUACUGCACCAGCCCAGUCCUGUCUUCCUGCCUCUACUACUACCACCCCUCCCCCAGUGUCAGUCCCUGUCCCCACCCGAACCCCUACUACUGCCCCUGUUCCUACCCCUGCUACGUCUCUCCCUGCUCCUUCUUCAGCCUCAGUCCCAAGUCCAUCCCCAUCCACCUCUCCUGUUGCUGGUGUCCCUGGACCCUCCAACCCCCCCGGUGACUCCCCAGCCAUAUCCUCCCUAGUGGCCCCUACCCCUACUGGGGCUCAGCCUGCCCCCAUAGCCAUGGAGCCUCCCAGCCAGCCAGCCCCACUAGAGCCCCCAGCACCUGCAGGCAACACCCCAGUGUCAGUCCAACCUGAACCUCUACAGCAAGAGGAGCCUGCUGCUCCGGAGAAGACGGCAGAAGUUGCCACAGUAACUGAGCAAGGAUGGGCAAAGAAAAGAAAGAAUCCUGUCAACUUAGUCCCAAGGGCUGCCGUGGAGAAGCCGAAAGGUCCCAGCAGACGGAGCUCGCGGGCUGAAAAGGAGGUGGAGGAGGAAACGGUGGCAGACAGCGCGCAGAGGAAGAGACCAGCCAGGCCUGGAGCCAGCACUGUGGUUGCUGCUAAAGAAACCGGUGCCAGUCCUACCCAGGCUAAGAGAAGGAAGUCUAAGUGACCACAGUAGUGAAACCCUGUGAACUGUAAAUGUGUUUUUCUGUCAAUCAUUCAAUGACUUUAUUUUCUCCCAGAUUAUGAAUUCACAAUGGAGAAAAUAACCAUGUACAGAUAAUUGUUUUUAAAAUAAUUAUGUUGAUGUUUUGUCCCAGCUAUCAUGUGAGGUUGUAGCUAGUGUGUGUUUGUGCGUGCGUGAAUGUGUUUUGUUUUUAAACAAUUAUGCUGGAUUAAUCAUGUGAAGACUGAUAAUUGAAGGUGUCUCAAUUGUAUAAUUAUGUUGUGAAACUUAAUAAAAUGUUCUGCUACUUAA